CGAACAGUUCACUAUAAACCGCUGUGCGCGCCAACGGCGCCACAUCGAAACACCAUGCGCAAACUGAUUUUCGCCAUGCGUGCACUAUCUUUGUUUCGGCCGAGUUCCCCUCUACAAUUAUCGUGCGGCUAUCAUGGUCAUUCCUCGUGUACGCACUUGAUUUUGCCGUGCAGAGACCGCGGAUUUGGCGGGCAUUACACCGUCGUCUCGUGGUAUACGCAGCGUGCUUAACCUACGACGCAAUUUUACUUGUGUUCUAGUAUUAUUGUGAUUGUGAUUGGACUUGUUUUAUAGUAUUGUUAUGAUAGUGAUUGGAUAUUUAUAUUAUUAUGGAUCCAUCUAUUAACUCAUUACUAACAAGUUGGAUGCUGGAUGACUUGUCAUAUUAUAUGCUUCUUCAUGAAAUUACUUACGAGGAAUUUAUUAAUUUAAGUAAAAGCAAAAUAGACUUAAUAGUACCUGAUAGCCACAGUACAUCUAGGAAUAAACUUAAUAAUGUAUUAGAACUGUAUCGAAAAACUUUGAAUUCUCAAAAACCGGUUCUCGCAGAUGUAUCAAAUCUCAAUCAAAAUGCUUCUAGUAACGAUUGCUAUUACGAAACUUCUAAAGUCCCUACUGAAAGAGAUAAAUUUAAAGAUUAUCAAGAUUUUUAUACACAAAUACAAAAAAAUAAAAGAAUGUACAAAUUAUUACAUCAUGCUGAUUGCUUAUGGGGCAGUAUUAUUCUAUAUAUGUAUGCUUAUCAGGGCAACAUUUCAUCAUUGAGGGACGAGCUGAGUAAAAUAUUAGUGGAUGCAGAGCUUGAUAAAACAAAAGAGAGUACACUACCAUUUCACAUUCCCUCUAAGGUGUUCCAAAGUCUCAGUCAAGAAAUAGUAGAUUUUUUCCCAUGUGAAGAAAAAAAAGUAUAUUAUGAUUGUAGCUAUACUUUAUCAAAAGAAAACAGAUUAAGUAAUAAUACUAAUACUAAAAAUAAAAAAGGAAGAGUAAAUGCUACAGGAAAACUACAAAAUGCUUAUUCAGCAAGGCGAGGUCACAUCGAAAAAAAAACAAAUUUAUUGAUAAAUCUACACCCUCAAGUGACACAAGUAAAAACUGAUACGCCUACUUUUACUGCAUCUGAGACAUUAUUGGACAUAAAUUGUCUGCUGAAUAAGCCGGAGGAUUUAAGUGACAGUGAGAAAUACCACAUAAUAGAGAAUUGGAUGACAUCUUACAGCUACAGGAAACAAACAUACACUGAAAAAGGACUAGAUUUGAUUAAAAAAUUAAAAGUUUUAGAGACAGAUCUUGCAUAUCAAUUGAUUUCAUAUGAUUUCAAAAAAACUUUUGAUGAGGCAGAGAAAUUUCAUAAAAAUCUUUUGACUGAAUGGGCUCAAAGCGCUGAAUUUCUUGUUCAGUACGCAAAAAGUUUAAGCGAAAACACUGUAAAGUUUGAUGUCCCUGAAUUAAAUGGUAAUUACAUCAAAGUCGAUUACUCAAACUUGGAUGAUGUUUUUCUCAAAAUAAAAAUUUCAACAGAUGGGAAUGGAGUAGCUGAUACAUUGGCUUUUCUCAUUUUACCUGCCCUCAUCAAACACACUUUCCGAUCCAACCAGAGCAGUGGUACAUGGAAAAUCACUAAAGAGAAAAGCACCGAUUCAUUUAUGCAACACAUAAAAGACCACGAAUUAUUGGAUACGAUAAAAAAUGACUAUUCUAAGUUUCUACAAUCACAUUCAGUGCAGGAACCGCAACCAUAUGUAGUUUGCUGUGGCCCAUUGGAUGCUCUAACUUGCGUUCAUGCAGUUGUAGGUGAUAUCGUGUAUGAUUUUACCACGGCGACCGAAGCAGUCGAUUUUUUGUACAAAACGUUGCGCGUCUUGGAUAUUCAAUACCCUGUUGGAUGCCCUCAUGUUUGGUCGUACUUCCAGCUCAUUUUUAAUCAAAAAGAUCGCAGAGUCAUUGCGAAAAACAAGUGCCUUGAAUUAGAUGCAGAUAUAAAAGAAUUGAAGAAUAAAAGGCAAAGAACCAAAUAGGUUUUAAAAUUAAGAAAUUUUUAGUAACUUAAUCGUUUUUCGACUUUUAUGCACUGUAGUAUAACUAAAUUUUAUUCAUUAAGUUAGUAAAAUGGAUCUA
Molecule: messenger RNA, 2118 nt
Organism: Trichogramma pretiosum
Lineage: Eukaryota; Metazoa; Arthropoda; Insecta; Hymenoptera; Trichogrammatidae
Exons: 8
Coding region: 330-2018 (562 amino acids)
Source: RefSeq, a predicted model, not a curated record